This is a messenger RNA of Tilletiaria anomala UBC 951, 4149 nucleotides long. RefSeq lists its product as uncharacterized. The transcript is spliced from 2 exons. The coding region runs from base 1 to 4149 and encodes 1382 amino acids. The record is from RefSeq and is a predicted model, not a curated record. Lineage: Eukaryota; Fungi; Basidiomycota; Exobasidiomycetes; Georgefischeriales; Tilletiariaceae.
AUGAGUCCUACAGCAACAGCACCAAAGCUGCCACCUGCUCAGCUCAUUGCGCCGAUCGAGGACUUGACAUUGAUUAGUGGCCUGCUGGAGCCAGACGAUAGCAGCUCGGACGAGGAAAAGCCCCGGAGUCGCCGGUCCAAGAGUCCCUCUGCACGCUCCAAAAGCCCAUCCGGCACUGUUGAUCCUGCAGCUGGCCUCAAACACAAGUCUUCGAAGGACCGGCUGGCGAAUGCGAUUAUCGAUGGAGGCGCAGCGGCGCCGCCGAGGUCGACGACCUUGCGCUCGGGCGCCAGCUUUACGGCAGAUGAUAACGCGCCGCCCGUGCCAAAAUCAUCUGUUCUUGCGGCGGCGACCAAGUUGCCCGCCGCGACAGCGAGCCCAUCCGCCUACCCUGGAGCGACCAUGAAGUCUUCACCUGUAGCAGUUCAAUCGCCGCUUCCCGCGUCGUCCUCACCCGAGCCGACAUCUUCCCCCAGAUCGGGUGGUCCGCCUUCCCCAAUCAUAGGGCGACCCCGGUCAGGGAGCCGGCGCAGCUCGGGCUUCCUCUCGCGCAUCACCAGCGGUGGCCGCACGUCCUCUUCAGCGUCCAACGACCUUGCGCUCUUCCCAUCGCGCGACAGCACCCACUCGCAGUCCUCCUCAUCGAAACGCAACAAUCGCGCGAGCGAAUCGCCCAAGGCGGACAUGGUUGACCUUGCGAAGCCGAAGAGCAAGUUCAAGAGCGGUGUCAACUGGAAUGCCGUCGGCGUGUAUGGCGCCAACCCCGACGAUGAUGCUUUCAUGCAGUCGUCGCCCACGCGUGAGGGCGGGCCUGAGCUCGAGGACGAGAUAGGCGCUCUGGACGACGCGCCAGCAGCGUCAUCAACAUUAGCCUCCGCAUCAGCAGCAACAGAUUCUGGCCCUGCCGAGGGAACUGGCGCGGCGCGAUCGCAUCGGCAGUCGAACAUCAAGGAGCUGCAGGAGAUCGCCGGCAUGGGCAGCACGGCUGCCGUACGCGCGCUCGCCAAUAACUCUGACCUCAGUGCCGUGCUGUUCCCCGCGGCGCGCAAGGCGGUGCAGCAGCAGGAGGCCAACGCGCAGGCUUUUGCUGCAAUGGGUUUCCAGUCUGUUCCUACUUCGAGCCGCUUGCAAGCGUCACCCUCGUCACCGCGCGAUGCGCCUGGCAGCGCGCCCCUGCGCCCCGCCACAGCAACAGCGUCACUUCCGCUUGAUGCUUCCACAUCGCCUUCCUCGUCUACAGCGCAGCAGAUGUGCCAGGCUUCGCUCCGCGGCACCAGUGCCGGUGCCGGCAGCGCAUCGCCCGUCUCGGGGUCUGUCUUCGUCAACGGCCGGCCGCAGCAGGCAAGGGGCCUGUCAGAGCGGGUCGUCAACGAGGCGGCGCAGAGAGUGCUGCAGGAGGCUCGAAGCGCUGCGAUGGGCCGAGCUACGACUCUCAACCCGCAGUCUACCGCUCUCAAUGUUGGUCCGCCUUCCCAGAGGUCGAUGCCGCAGCAGAAUCAGCAGCUAGUACCAAAUUUGAAUGGUAACGGAAGCGCAAGCAGCAACGGCACUGGGCCGGCCAAAGUCGCCAGUAGCGGCAGUGCGCCGCCUUCUGCAUAUAAGGCCCCGGCUGCAGCCGUGGCUACCGAGAGGGGUAACAGAAGUGAAGAUGCCAAAAGCGCUGGUCAGUCAAGCGAAGUCCAUGGAAGCAGCAAAGACUCGGUCAAGGACUCCCGCCGACGCAGCCUGCUCUCCAUGCCCAGCUUCCAUAAGGAGAAGAAGGAGAAGGAGGACAAGCGGCAGACGCGCAGUCGCGGGCCGUCGCGUGCUAGUACUCCACCGCCUGAAGGGCCAAGGACAGGAGGUGGUGGAGGGACGCCGGGAAAUGGGAAUAGCAAAGCGGCGAUGGAGGAGGGGACGAGCGUACCCGGUCGUAGACGUAGAUGGGCCGACACGCGCGAGCUGGACCUGCUCGCUACGGAGCUGGCCGCACAGGCGCUUGCAGAUCAGCACCUCUCACAGGGCGUAAGCCAUUUCCCCUUCUCAGCACCGAUCAGCGCGCAGCUCAUGCAGAUGCCUACACAGCAGCUCAUGUCGUCUUCUUCGCGCGCCAACUCAGCGCACGGGCACAGCAAUCCCGGCAGCGCCAGCGUCGGCGGCAACGGCGGCGGUGGUGGUGGUGGGAUGUUCAUGACUCCGUCUAAUCAGAGUCAGAUCAGCUUCCAUGGCGGCAGCUCCGGCAGCGCCACAUCUUCCGCCAGUGGGCAUGUCCUGGGAGGCGGUCUCGGCCCCCUUUCGCAGAUCAAGCCCAACUCUCUCCCGGCUAGCGCUGUGCCGGACAGCGCGAUGACACGCUCGUCGCCACCUGGGAGUGGCUUUGCAAUGAAUGCCAAUGAGACACGCUCGCUCGACUCGAUGUCCAUACACAGCGUCGGUAGCAUCCCGCGCACCACACGCUCGAUGCCUGGCACGCCUUACACCAGCACUCGCUCGCAGCUCGGCAGUUUGCCACCGGAUAUGCUCACCGGCCUUGGCGACGGACCGUACCCCUCGCUCGGACGCCGCCUGCCUCUCGACCCAAUGGACGCGAUCGGCCUAGAUCCCUUCGGCUUCCCCGUCUCCCGGGACCAAUCCCUCUUCGAGACCAGCUCUCUGCCCGGCCAACCGAUCACAACGCACAGCACCAGCAGCCGACACGCAUCAAUCGGCUCGAACGACUCAAAGCACCUCAAGAAGGCUGUCAUAUCCAUGUCGAUGAACGAUCCCAACUCGGCAGCGCAGGGACUCGUCAAGCAAUCCAGGUCCGGUUGGUCCAGUCCGUUCGGCGGAGGUAGUCGGAGCAACAGCCGACCACCGAGUCGUUCAGUCACACCGACGCACAGCAACAGCAAUUUGCGCGAGAAGGCCAAGGCGCAGGAAAUGGCGGUGCAUGAGAAGGCACAGGCAUCAGAAAAGAGGCAAGAUAAGGACGCGUCGAGGCCAUCUGCUGCAGCGGCCUCUGCAGAAGAUGCGGGACCACGGACGGAGACACGGCCCACAGCUCCGCGCCAAUUAUCCGCAGCUUCCAAUGAAUCAGCCAAGGAAUCGGGUGCGAAGCAACAAGAAUUUGCAGCAGACAUGUCCAUACUCUCGCAGUCCUCUGGAGCCGGGCGCUCGACGCUGUCGGUCAACACAAUUGCCAUGUCGAAGCAACAGUCGCGGAUGUCCUUCUUUGGCAGUCUCAGGCGCAAGAGUCAGGUUGACCUACACGAUGGGAGCCUAAAGCCGUCAGUUGCGACUGCGCCAAGUCUUCCGCCGCUGCCUGCCAGUCCUGUCGCACGGAAUGGCUCAGCAGCCGCGCCUGUGGGGUCUUCCGCCUCCAUACAGGUACAAGCUGAUGCAUGCCAUAUCGUGCGACGGCGCUCCAAGUCGGAAUCGUCACCACGCUCUGGCAGGCUGUCGCGUUUCAUGAGUCGCUUCGGUGGCAACUCGCGAACGUCAUCGCAGCAGAACAGUGCCGAGUCAUCCGGUGCGACGACGCCAUCCAUGCCGCCGGUCAACAAGGCCGCACUCACCAAAGCGCAACAAAGGGUGGAUCAGGGUGCCGCUGCUCGCGGAGCGCCGUCCACCCCGGGGAGCCGCACAAACUCGCCAGCGACAACGUUCCACAGCGUCGCAUCGGCUGAAACGUCGCUGCAGGAACAGGCGCGCGGGUUAAGACCAGAGGGUACUGCUACACACGCAGCGACUCAACCAGCAGCAGCCUUUGCAAAUGCCAGUGCUCCUGCCAGCAACAAUGCGGAUGCGGGUCGCAAGCUAGACUUGUCCAACAGCUCCGCACAGCCUCGACAGCAGUUACACCAACAGCCACAGCAUCGCGCGCCGUCGUCUAGCCCGAGCGUCGGCUCGCAAGGUGCUGAUGGCGACCUGUCGCCACCCACGAGCGAAUCGAUGGGCGAAGCGGCGAGCGUCCGUACGCCCAGCACGGAGAUGAGCGGGAGCUACGGCGUCGCUGCAGCUUUUGUGUCGGAGCUGGGCAACGGCAAACUAGCCGGUGUCAGUGGGAACGCCAACGCGAGCGUUGGCAGCGUCGUGACAAGGGUGUUUAGUACCGGUUCGGGCGCGUCUGGAGCGCUUAAGGGUGCGCCGGCUACUCCUUCUGCACCUGCUGCACAGGCGAACAUGAUCUGA